AUGAAAUUGUCAAUUCAGGGAUCUUUAUAACUCCAAAAACGUGAAUGGCAGGAACAAAGUCACAGCCCUUCUAUUGAUAGUCAUCAAAGUAAAUCAUGACUUAAUUUUUAUGAAGAUGUUCCAUCAGAAAUACUGAAUGAAACAUCCAGUCCUUUCUCACUUCCUAUAUUUCUUAUGCCUUUAAUCUAUGGCACAUUCAUCUUCAUUCUUAUGGUUAAAAUGCAUAAUCAACAGCAACCUCAAAAAGAUCCAGUCAGUGCUUCUGCCACCUUGAAAACUCUCCAAGAAAACUUAGCUUCAUCACCAAUCCUCGAUAUUUAAAACACAAUCGAAAUCAAUCGACUCCAUCGACACUAUUAGAGUUGCCCGUAUGGAUUUGAAAUUACAACUAUAGGUAUUUGGCAAGGAAUCAAUUCAGGUAAGCAAUUAUAAUGACAUAGGUUGUCUUUGCUCAAAUGGAGAACUAAAGGAUAGAUCCUAUUGUUAUACUCAUUUUAAAUCCGAUUGUCAGAGUGUUCUGUAUUAUAAAAGGCAACAAUUCUAAUAUUGGAAGGGAGAAAUGUAUUGUGUUGAAUUUGCGCAAAAAUGGAAAUGGGUUGGGAAUUAAGAUUGUCCACAUGAUUACUAUAAAUGUGCAGAUGGAAUAUGCAUAUCAUCAUCGAAUCCUAAAUGUCCAAUUACAGAUUUAAUUGAAACAGAAUCACAAACUGAAAAGUAAAUAAAAAUUGGGUCAAAAUAUUUCAAUAAGUAUCGUAACGGUUCAACACCAUUGAUAAAUUUUUAAAUUGUUCCAGGUGUUUAUCCUAACUCUAUGUGUUUAAAUUCCCAAGUUUAACCUAAGUUUUAAAGUGGUAAAUAUUAUCCUUUAAACAUUGUUCCUGAGAAAGGAUGUGACAAUUAUGGAAAUGCAUUCAAUUACUCAAAAAUAAUAGAUUCAGAUUAUUAGUUAAAUGUAUAUGAUGAUAAUGAUUUCACUAACUACUAAAACAUACCAUACUUUUUAGAUUAUAUUGAUAGUAUGGAUACUUACUCACUGUAAAUAAUGAGUAGAAUAACCAUUAAUUCAACAAAUCCAGAAUGCACUCUUGUUGAUCCAAAUAGUAUUAAAACAUUGAGAUUAAAAGGAGAGACUAUUAUUGCUUACAGUCAUUAUGUUUGCAAAAUAUCUUUAAUUUUAACAACUGUGUUAUUAAUAACUUCUUCGUUGUUUUAUUUACUCAAAGAUGUGACUUUCAUAAGUGUAGACUUUACUAAAUUCUAGCAUAUAGAAUAUUAAUUGAUGAUUUCUUUUAUUUUGUCUCUGAGUAACAUAGCUUUGGGUAUAAUUUAUUACACAUAAGCGGAUGGUCUAAAAGGAAUUGAUGGUCAGAACAGAAUAUAUCAUGAAUAUCAAAAAUAUAAUUGUUUUAUAGACGAAGCAAUUACAAUUGUAUUUCAAAUAACUUAUGUUAUAGGCUGUUAAAGAAGUAAUAUUAUUUGCAGAGCAUUCAUACUUAAACACAGAACCAUGGGUGAAAGGAUGCUUCUAUGGAAGUAUCUGUUUUAUUCUGAUUAUUGUCAUCUUAUUAUUUCUGCAAUAUUAAAGGGUCUAACAAUUCUUUGUUAAACCUUGGAAAGUGAAAUUAAACUGA
This is a messenger RNA of Paramecium octaurelia, 1631 nucleotides long. The record is from the annotation of a GenBank genome assembly. NCBI's taxonomy places the organism in Eukaryota, Ciliophora, Oligohymenophorea, Peniculida, Parameciidae.